UCGGAGUCGGAGACCAUGUACGAGCACGCUGCGCGCCUACUUUUCAUGGCUGUCAAGUGGUCAAAAAGCCUGCCAUCUUUCGCAAAUUUACCUUUCCGCGAUCAGGUCAUUCUGCUGGAGGAGACCUGGGGAGAGCUUUUUCUGUUGUGUGCUAUACAGUGGUCCAUGCCUCUCGAGUCGUCGCCCCUACUCUCCGCGACUGAGCAUGCGCAGACUGCCCAUGGCCGGUGUAACGUCACCGCCCUGGCUGAUAUACGGACCCUGCAAGAAAUUGUGGCAAGAUUCAAGGCAGUGCAAGUAGACCCGGCUGAGUUUGCUUGCCUGAAAGCGAUCAUUUUGUUUCGGCCAGAAACCAAGGGUCUCAAGGAUCCUCAGCAGGUAGAAAGUCUUCAGGAUCAGGCACAAGGGAUGUUAGGGCAACACACACGUGUUCACCGCCCUACGCAGCCAGUCAGAUUCGGCCGCCUACUGCUGAUGCUACCGUUACUACGUCUUGUCACCUCGAGUCGAAUAGAAACCAUUUUCUUCAGUCACACCAUUGGCAACACACCGAUGGAGAAACUGCUUUGUGACAUGUAUAAAAGUUAAAACUUUGCUCGGACGUUUUUUUUUCUUUGUUAACCAUUAAUAGCACUGAAUGGCGAUUUUCGUGUCGUUUCACAUUGAGGGAUAUCUCAUGUUCUUUAGUAGAAAAUUGGCUGGUGAAAACCAAAAUUUCUAUUUUGCUAGGGUUACAUAUUGACACGCUUCGAGGGAAGAAAAAUGAGAUGAUUUCUUUGAUA
This is a messenger RNA of Lingula anatina, 782 nucleotides long. RefSeq names its product photoreceptor-specific nuclear receptor-like. NCBI's taxonomy places the organism in Eukaryota, Metazoa, Brachiopoda, Lingulata, Lingulida, Lingulidae. The record is from RefSeq and is a predicted model, not a curated record. Gene Ontology annotation, biological process: regulation of DNA-templated transcription. Gene Ontology annotation, molecular function: sequence-specific DNA binding; DNA-binding transcription factor activity; zinc ion binding.